AUGGAUCCCGAAAAGAACAAGACCGCAACCGCUCCUUCUGAAGAUGAAGAAUACAGCGAAGACGAAGUUCGCCAGCGCUCGAGAUCGAGAAGACGAGGUCCGCGUCGAAACCGAGGUCGUCAAGGCCAAAGCCAAGCAUUGCAACCUGUGGGAGAGCUCGGAAAUCAAGUUGGUCAAGUUACAGGUCAGGUUUCAGACACAUUGAGUGGCGCCACUGGUGCUGUUAGCGGUGUUGCCAAAGGUUUGACUGGUGGUGAAGGUGGUUCGAAGAAGGACACAUUGAGAUUGAGGCUCGAUCUCAACUUGGAUGUUGAGGUUACUCUUAAAGCCAGAAUCCAUGGUGAUCUUGAACUGGCUCUGCUGUAUGUUCAAUUCCCCUCUUCCCGAUUAUACCCCUCGUAUCCCCGUUACUUGAUGAUAAGACGGGUUCUUAAAUCUUUCAUUGGAAUAUUACAGUACCUAACGACUGAGGUCUGUCACACAGACAAUAAAUCCACCUUUCUAUCGGUUAAACGGCAUCGGAGUAUCGUCUAUAGUACAGUCUUAGCGCCACGGGGUUAUUUGCCUCCAAAUGCGUAG
Molecule: messenger RNA, 579 nt
Organism: Orbilia oligospora ATCC 24927
Lineage: Eukaryota; Fungi; Ascomycota; Orbiliomycetes; Orbiliales; Orbiliaceae
Exons: 1
Coding region: 1-579 (192 amino acids)
Source: RefSeq, a predicted model, not a curated record